Messenger RNA from Lethenteron reissneri (Far Eastern brook lamprey), 2322 nucleotides. Its product is annotated as sialin-like. Gene Ontology annotation, molecular function: transmembrane transporter activity. Gene Ontology annotation, cellular component: apical plasma membrane. The record is from RefSeq and is a predicted model, not a curated record. Lineage: Eukaryota; Metazoa; Chordata; Hyperoartia; Petromyzontiformes; Petromyzontidae. Gene Ontology annotation, biological process: transmembrane transport; monoatomic anion transport.
ACGGGGACGCCGCGAUGUCUGGGACGAGGCGUGCGGAGCGAGCGGGGACGUUGGACCGAGAGGACUUGGCGGGCACAUGGCACGUGGAGAAAGAGCUCUCGUGGAGACACGAGUGGGCGGGCCGCAGGUGCAGCUGCCGGUCUCGUCACGUGCUCGCCGCGCUGGGCUUCGUGGGGCUGGCGCUGGUGUACGCGCUGCGCGUGAACCUCAGCGUGGCCAUGGUGGCCAUGGUGAACAGCACCGGGGCUGCGCACCGGGACAGCAACAGCAGCGCCUACUGCCCGCUGCCCGUGCCCAGCAACGGCAGCCGCCCCGCACAGCUGCCCUCUGUCGCCGUUUACAACUGGGAUUCGAAAAUCCAGGGGUGGAUCCUCAGCUCCUUCUUCUACGGCUACAUCAUCACCCAGGUGCCCGGGGGUUACCUGGCUGCCAGGUACGGAGGCAAGCUGCUGUUCGGGGUGGGCGUGAUGGUCACCACGCUGCUCACGCUGCUCACGCCGCUGGCCGCCGACCUCGGGGUGCCCUGGAUCAUCGUCGUGCGCGUGCUGGAGGGCAUCGGAGAGGGCGUCACCUACCCCACCAUGCACGCCAUGUGGGCGCUCUGGGCGCCUCCGUAUGAGAGAAGCACCCUCAUCAGCAUCUGUUACUCCGGUGGACACUUCGGCACCGUGGUGACCAUGCCGCUGUCGGGGAUGAUCGCUGAGACGCUCGGGUGGCCUGCAAUCUUCUACAUCUUCUGGGGCAUGGGCCUGCUGUGGUCCUUCUUUUGGUACUACUUCGCCUUCAGCUCCCCGGACAGCCACCCGCGAAUCUCCCUGGCCGAGCGAGAGUACAUCCAGACCACGCUGCGGGCGGAGCGCCAGGCCGUUGAGAAGAGCUUUUCGUCCGUGCCCUGGCUGCGCAUCGCUCUGAGUGCCCCCGUGUGGGCGCUCAGCGUGGCCAUGUUCUGCAGCAGCUGGGCCUUCUACACCAUCUUUACCUCCAUGCCCACCUUCAUGAGCACCGUGCUGCACUUCGAUCUCCAGGAGAACGGCCAGCUGAGCGCGCUGCCCUACCUCGCGGGCUGGCUGUGCACGCUGCUCGGCGGGUGGGCCGCGGACGCCAUCCUGCGGCGGAAGCUGCUCUCCACCACGGCCACUCGAAAGUCCCUGACUUUCCUAGGUCUCGCAGCCCCCGGCGCCUUCCUGGUGGGCGCCGCGUUCGUGGGCUGUGACCACGUCCUCGCUGUGUGCUUCCUCACGUUCGCCGUGGGCACCAGCUCCUUCGCCACGGCUGGCUGCUGGGUCAACCAGCUGGACAUCGCGCCCCAGUCCGCCGCGGUGCUGCUGGGAAUCUCCAACACCAUCAGCAACCUCCCGGGCUUCCUGGCGCCCGUGGCCACCGGCUACCUGACCGAACACAACACGCUGAUGGAGUGGCAGGUGGUGUUCUACCUCUCGGCCGCAAUCAGCUUGUUCGGAGCGCUCUUCUACGUGGCAUUUGGAUCGGGGGAGCAGCAGAGCUGGGCUUGGGAAGCGGAGCCCGAGGUGGGGGCCUCCCCAGGGCUCUCCUUUCUCACCGAGACCAGUCUGACCAUCAAGGGGCUGGACCCUCCAGUCACGUCGUAAUGGGCCCGGGGGCUGCCGGAGAGACCCCCCCCUCCCCCCCGGGUUCCACCGGUCUCCCCGGGAUGGACGGCAGAGUUACUCUCACCCGCUUGCGGGAUAUUACUUCCCCACUGCACACGCGCGGUUCGGCCCCAACCACCAUCCACAGCCAGUAUCCACAACAUGCACAACCACCAUCAACCAGCAACCACAGUCACCAGACAACACCCACUAUCAAUCAGAAUCAAGCAGCUUCUGUGGCCAUCAACCAUUACAUACAUCCACCAAAACCACGACCAACCAGCAUCAAUCCAUCAUCGCCCACGGCCAUCUCUCAGCGGUGGACAGUGCUGCCGCUAACCUGAUGGCCUCCGCAUUGGCAGCAAACGUGCGAGUUUAAAUCACGAGCAGCUGUCCCCGAGGCUUCUCCAGCCUCGUCUGAUGUGGGAUUCGUGCGACACGGGGCCCCGUGCGAGCUGCUGCUCGCCAGGGGCUCAGCGAGCAGCCUCGAGCAGAAACUCACAUUAUUGAUUUAUUAUCCACUCAGAAUUCACUCGAUCCCUCCUUAACUGCACUGUUCACAACCCUCCCAGGACUUUCAUGUGGUAGAGUUGGGGCUCGGGCCACGGGCCAGGACUGGGGUUAGUGGUAUUGUCAAAGGAUAGGGCUCGACGAAGGGAUAUUGGUAGGGUUGUAAGUCGGGGAAGAUGGGGACUAUGAUUAGACUGAGCAUAUG